Acomys russatus (golden spiny mouse) is the source of this 2758-nucleotide messenger RNA. RefSeq names its product mitogen-activated protein kinase 8 (gene Mapk8). Bases 215 to 1498 code for a protein of 427 amino acids. NCBI's taxonomy places the organism in Eukaryota, Metazoa, Chordata, Mammalia, Rodentia, Muridae. The record is from RefSeq and is a predicted model, not a curated record. Gene Ontology annotation, cellular component: nucleus; cytoplasm. The transcript has 12 exons. Gene Ontology annotation, molecular function: ATP binding; JUN kinase activity. Gene Ontology annotation, biological process: JNK cascade; protein phosphorylation.
CGUGCGCGUAGACGGCCCGCGUCCCUGUUAGUCAGCGGAGCGGCCGAGGCCGGACGUUGCGGCCGAAUCGCGGAGCCGCGAGCAGGGCUGAGUAGCGGCCACGGGCACCGCGGGACGGCGCCGCUCUCCGCUACGGACUUCCCGGUCGCCGUUGGCUGCACUGCCGGCCUCGGUGGAUAUUUGGAUGAAGCCAUUAAACUGAUUGCUUGCCAUCAUGAGCAGAAGCAAGCGUGACAACAAUUUUUAUAGUGUAGAGAUUGGAGACUCUACAUUCACAGUCCUAAAACGAUACCAAAAUUUAAAGCCUAUAGGCUCAGGAGCUCAAGGAAUAGUGUGUGCCGCUUAUGAUGCCAUUCUUGAAAGAAAUGUUGCAAUCAAGAAGCUCAGCCGGCCAUUUCAGAAUCAAACUCAUGCUAAGCGAGCCUACCGAGAACUAGUUCUUAUGAAAUGUGUUAAUCACAAAAAUAUAAUUGGCCUUUUGAAUGUUUUCACACCACAGAAAUCCCUAGAAGAAUUUCAAGAUGUUUACAUAGUCAUGGAGCUCAUGGAUGCAAAUCUUUGCCAAGUGAUUCAGAUGGAGUUAGAUCAUGAAAGAAUGUCCUACCUUCUCUAUCAAAUGCUGUGUGGAAUCAAGCACCUUCACUCUGCUGGAAUUAUUCAUCGGGACUUAAAGCCUAGUAAUAUAGUAGUCAAAUCAGACUGCACUUUGAAGAUCCUUGAUUUCGGACUGGCGAGGACUGCAGGGACGAGUUUUAUGAUGACACCUUACGUGGUGACUCGCUACUACAGAGCACCAGAAGUCAUCCUUGGCAUGGGCUACAAGGAGAACGUUGACAUUUGGUCAGUUGGGUGCAUCAUGGGAGAAAUGAUCAAAGGUGGUGUUUUGUUCCCAGGUACAGAUCAUAUUGAUCAAUGGAAUAAAGUUAUUGAACAGCUCGGAACACCUUGUCCUGAAUUCAUGAAGAAAUUGCAACCAACAGUAAGGACUUAUGUUGAAAACAGACCUAAAUAUGCUGGAUAUAGCUUUGAGAAACUAUUCCCUGAUGUGCUGUUCCCAGCUGACUCAGAGCAUAACAAACUUAAAGCCAGUCAGGCAAGAGAUUUGUUAUCCAAAAUGCUAGUAAUAGAUGCAUCCAAAAGGAUCUCGGUAGACGAAGCUCUCCAGCACCCGUACAUCAACGUCUGGUAUGAUCCUUCGGAAGCAGAAGCCCCACCACCCAAGAUCCCUGACAAGCAGUUAGAUGAAAGGGAGCACACAAUAGAGGAGUGGAAAGAACUGAUAUACAAGGAGGUGAUGGACUUGGAGGAGCGAACUAAGAAUGGAGUCAUAAGAGGGCAGCCGUCCCCUUUAGGUGCAGCAGUGAUCAAUGGCUCUCAGCACCCAUCGUCUUCGCCAUCUGCCAACGACAUGUCUUCAAUGUCCACAGAUCCGACUCUGGCCUCGGAUACAGACAGCAGUCUAGAAGCAUCAGCCGGACCUCUGGGCUGCUGUAGAUGACUACUUGGGCCUUGGGAGGGUGGGAGGGAUGGGGAAUCGGUUAGUCAUUGAUAGAACUGCUUUAAAAACAAUUCAGUGGUCAUAUUUUUGAGUGAUUUUUUUUUUCAGAAAAUGUAGAAUUCAUUUUGUAGUAAAGUAGUUUAUUUUUUUUAAUUUCAAGUGUUGUAAUUUAAAACCUAAGUUGUGUUUUUAAACAGCAACAAAAAUGUAUUGUAUUUUUGCUGUAAUUAACUGUAUAAUGUAAACCUAAUUAUUUUAUCAUGGUUUAAAUUUUUGCAUAUUUGCUUUAUCUAUGCUGCUGAUUUUUUUUUUUACUGAAUUUGUAAGAUUUUUGUUUAUCAGAGCAACUAUUAUGUGGUGACUUGCAUAUAUCAUGAAUUAUUUAAGAUGUCUAUAAGUUUUUUAUUAGAAUUUAUUUCAGAUGUUUGUUCAUGAUGCUAUCCUUCAGGGUUAUGUGCUUAUCAAUGAGAUAACCCCAGAGGAGUAAGGGAAAAUAACCCGUAGCCAGUUAUAUUCAGGAAUAACUACUGUAAAUGAUGAACGUGUCAAGAAACCUCCAAUAUUUGCUAUUUGCCAAUCCCCAACUUAGUUUAGGCAAUUGGUAGGCAACUUUACCUAAAUUUUGGAAAAUACCCUGUCAUCUAAAGGACAGAAUAACUCAGAGCAUGUCUUUAAAGAUGUUGGGCUCAUCCUUCUACCUUUUGAAUGUCCCCACCUCAAGCUAGCAAACACUCAAAUUAAGAAAUGUGGUAUAUUCUGAACAUUUGUGGCAUGCUUAAAGCUUUUGACCACAUGAAGUCAAGAGGAUAGUUUGUGAGUAUACAUUUCAGUGCAGAUCAACAGAUGGUUCCCCUAUACUAGCUAUGAUCCUGCUUCUGUAUACACUGAGUUACUCUCCUCAGGCUAUAUAGGUCCUGGCACUGGUCAAGAGUCUGGACUUUCCCUCUUGUACAGUUUCUGACCUCUGGACCUUUCCCAGUUCCUGUUCCUUGGAGGGUCCGUUUGUUGAUCACUAGUUUAUGGUGUUCCUGGCCCUUUGAUUCUACCUGUAGCAUAAUCCUAUUUCUACUAGCUGUCAGGAGGUUCCAAAGCCUACUUAAAUUUGUGUAGGUGACAUUUAAAUGAGCAAUAUACCGUUCAUCUGAAAAUAGUAGCACACAGCCAUAUGUAGGAUGUCAUUUUCUAAGGACUGUUUCUUCACAGUGAGCAGAGCAGGCAUAGUGGUGGUUCUUUAGGCCGAGUCUUUUAUUUUAUUUUAUU